CCAGACAGGGAGGAUAGUGUUGCAACAAAACAAUUAGAUACUGCCUUCACCAUUGAAGAAGCUGGGGUUGAGGAUGGUGCAAAAGCAACCUUCACCAUUGAAGAAGCUGGGGUCGAGGAUGCUGAGAAAGCAACCUUCACCAUUGAAGAAGCUGGGGUCAAGGAUGCUGAGAAAGCAACCUUCACCAUUGAAGAAGCUGGGGUCGAGGAUGGUGAAAAAGAAAUUGUUUCUCAUCAGAGAUCUUUACAUGGUGGUGAAGAAGAAGACAUCUCAUCAUCUGCUGAUACACCUUGUAGCAAGCUUGAAAUCAGUAUUGAAAAAGAACAUCUUUUAUACACUAAGUUACAAGGGAGGAAAGAGAUGGUGCCAAACCAAUUCCGGAGGUUUUAAUCAUGUAACUGAUGGUACCUUGGAAGAAAUUGUUGGAGCAAAGUCUGAUGAUUGUGAAGGGUCCAUGAGAACUGACAUAGACCUGGAUGGCAUUGACAAUUCAGAUGUGAACCAGUCUCCAUGUUUGGAUGAAAGGAAGAAUUGUAACCUAGAGACAGGGGAACCAAAUGCCUCACGUUUUCCUGAAACCAAAAAUGAUGAUUCCUGGGAAGUUGAUAGCUGCAGUAAACUAAACAUUGUUUCUUCAAUGAAACCUGAGAUGGUGGUAGAUUGCGCUUCGGAUGAACGUAAACACCUAGAGAAUCCCGAUGAAUCAAACAUCUUUACCAACAUGGAGAUGAAAUUGUUUUUCGGGGCUGAAGAUGAAAAUGCAAUUCAAGCCACAUCAAAGAGGAUAUUGAGGAUACAUAUUUCAUGGUGA
Molecule: messenger RNA, 811 nt
Organism: Hibiscus syriacus
Lineage: Eukaryota; Viridiplantae; Streptophyta; Magnoliopsida; Malvales; Malvaceae
Exons: 5
Coding region: 74-811 (245 amino acids)
Source: RefSeq, a predicted model, not a curated record